AUUGGGUCUCUUCUCCGCUUUACCUACAUAACCCUCUUUGUAUCUUCUCCGUCAACGAUACGAACCCAGAGACGCCGGCGGUAAAAAAAUCGUCGUAUUUCUCUGGAUUCGGCAGGCGAGAAGUUUUCAAAUUAUAGGUUUCUCUUGAUUUCUAUUUUGUGCGUGUGUGUGAGAAAGAGAGAUUGAAAGGGGUUUUGGGUUUUUGGCUUAUUGCUACGAUGGACGAGAGUUUACUGGACGAUAUAAUACGGCGGCUUUUGGAGCCUAAUCAUGGGAGGACGGUGAAGCAGGUAAAGCUACUUGAGGUGGAGAUACGGCAGCUAUGUUCGGCUUCGAAAGAGGUUUUUCUCAGCCAGCCUAAUCUCCUCGAGCUCGAGGCUCCUAUCAAAAUUUGCGGUGAUGUUCAUGGUCAGUUUCCAGACCUCUUGCGGUUGUUUGAAUAUGGUGGGUAUCCUCCAGCUGCAAAUUACUUGUUCCUCGGGGACUAUGUUGAUCGUGGUAAGCAGAGCAUAGAGACCAUAUGCCUUCUUCUUGCCUACAAGAUCAAAUACAAGCUCAACUUCUUUCUUCUCAGAGGCAAUCACGAAUGUGCUUCAAUCAACCGUGUAUACGGGUUCUACGAUGAAUGCAAAAGAAGAUAUAACGUGCGCCUGUGGAAGAGUUUCACUGACUGUUUCAACUGUCUGCCUGUUGCUGCUCUCAUUGACGACAAGAUCCUCUGUAUGCAUGGUGGUCUAUCGCCUGAUCUGAAGAGCUUGGAUGAUAUAAGGCGGAUUCCUCGUCCUAUUGAUGUUCCUGAUCAGGGCGUUCUUUGUGAUUUGUUAUGGGCUGAUCCUGACAGAGAUAUUACAGGGUGGGGGGAGAAUGACAGAGGUGUCUCAUAUACAUUUGGGCCCGACAAAGUUGCUGAGUUCCUUCAAACUCAUGACCUUGAUCUUGUAUGCCGGGCUCAUCAGGUUGUAGAAGAUGGAUAUGAGUUCUUUGCAAAGAGACAACUGGUGACAAUAUUCUCUGCACCCAAUUACUGUGGUGAGUUUGACAAUGCUGGCGCAAUGAUGAGUGUUGAUGAUAGCUUGACAUGUUCAUUCCAAAUCCUCAAGUCAACUGAGAAGAAAGGAAGAUUUGGAUUCAACAACAAUGUUCACAGACCAGGAACCCCACCUCAUAAGGGUGGAAAAGGUGGUUAAGUCCAUCAUUUCAAUUAUGGAAUCAAGAAAAGAGUGAAGCCGAUGGGUUCGAUUUUUUUUAAAAGUCAAUGUACGUGAUCGAGGCAACAGUUUGUUUUGUUAGGUUGUUUUAUUAUAGCCAAGAUUUUGUUUUAUUAGAUUGUUUUGUAAGAUUGAUUUGUGGAACAUGUUUCAUAGCAAUUUUCAACUGAAGGGUUUAUACUUUA
Eutrema salsugineum is the source of this 1393-nucleotide messenger RNA. RefSeq names its product serine/threonine-protein phosphatase PP1 isozyme 6. Gene Ontology annotation, molecular function: protein serine/threonine phosphatase activity. NCBI's taxonomy places the organism in Eukaryota, Viridiplantae, Streptophyta, Magnoliopsida, Brassicales, Brassicaceae. The record is from RefSeq and is a predicted model, not a curated record. The transcript is spliced from 4 exons. Gene Ontology annotation, cellular component: cytoplasm; nucleus. Bases 219 to 1187 code for a protein of 322 amino acids.